Molecule: messenger RNA, 1772 nt
Organism: Colius striatus (speckled mousebird)
Lineage: Eukaryota; Metazoa; Chordata; Aves; Coliiformes; Coliidae
Gene: HERPUD1
Product: homocysteine inducible ER protein with ubiquitin like domain 1
Exons: 8
Coding region: 34-1176 (380 amino acids)
Biological process (GO): endoplasmic reticulum calcium ion homeostasis; negative regulation of endoplasmic reticulum stress-induced intrinsic apoptotic signaling pathway; ubiquitin-dependent protein catabolic process
Cellular component (GO): endoplasmic reticulum membrane
Molecular function (GO): transmembrane transporter binding
Source: RefSeq, a predicted model, not a curated record
GCCGCCGCCGGUGCUGUCGGUCCCGCGCCCGCCAUGGAGCCGCUGCCGCUGCUGGUGCGCAGCCCCACGCACCGGCACCCCGACCUCCGCCUCCGCGCCUGCCCCGCCUGGACCGUGCGCCGCCUCAAGGCCGAGCUGCGCCGCCUCGUGCCCGACGCCCCGGCUGAAGAGGAUCAAAAGCUGAUCUAUUCUGGGAAGCUGCUGCUUGAUCAUCAGUAUCUGAGAGAGCUGCUGCCAAAGCACGGGGAGCUGCAUGCUCUGCACUUGGUGUACAGGGUCAGGACUCCUGCCAGCGUGGAAGGAAGCAGUGCAGAGGUUAAAGCUGACCAGCCAAAGUUAUCCUCAGGAGCUAGUCAAGAGCCUUCCUCAAAUGGUGACCAUCUGAGACGCCCCUCUGGUGCCCAGCCUUCAGCAGAAGCCAGGAACAGGUUGGAACCCCCUCAGCAUCCCUUGCACAGUGUGGCUCCUGGCUUCUCUGCUUACACAACCUACAGCAUGCUCCAGAUGUCCUGGCUUCAGCAGAUUUAUGCAAGACAAUACUACAUGCAAUACUUGGCUUCUACUGCUGCAUCUGCUGACCCAUCCCACACACAGCACCCUCAGGAGAUACCAGUGGCCUCAGUGACCCCUCCAGCUCCUCUCCCAGACCCUUUCCCAGCCCAGGAUCAGCCUGGCAACCAGAACAUUGCUGCUCCAGUUAAUGCUGUGGCCAACCAGGAGCUGCGGCUCAACGCCCAAGGGGGUCCCAUCAUGGAGGAGGAGGAGGAGGGAGCCCGUCGAGACUGGCUGGACUGGCUCUACUCAGCAACACUCUUCUAUGUCUUUGUCAACAUUGUCUACUUCUACUCCAGUGUCAGCAGGUUCCUCCUGGUGAUGGGUGGCACCGUCCUGAUGUACCUGCACCAGGGUGGGUGGCUCCCCUUCAGACGAAGAGCACUUCAACCCUUCCCAGGCAAUGCUGCUGCUCCUCAGGCUGCCCUCAACCAGGACCAGAACAAUAACUUACAGGGGGGAAAUGCAGCCAGAGCAGAUGAACCUGAGGCCCCAGUCAACGAGGGACAAGCUCCCCAAGAGCUGCAGCAGGCCAAGCUUUCCUUUGUGAGCACAGCAUGGGUCUUUUUCAAGACUUUCUUUGCCUCCCUUCUUCCAGAAGGGCCUGGAGUGACCCACAACUGACUUGUCAGCAGUCUGCUUCUCUCAAACCACAACAGGCUUUAGUCUGAGUGAAUCAGACACCAGCUCCAAACCUGGAGUGAGAGUGGAUGGCCCUUCCUCUGGCUCUCACUGACCAAGCAAAGCUGCAAAAGAAGCCUUAAGUCCUCACAGCCUAGAGAUGAAGAUGCUUGGCCAAAGAACUUUGCUCUGUAGCAUUUAUUAGGCCCCUGUGUAGAGGCUUGGCCUUGUGAACUUGUGUGCUAAAAUGCACAGGCUCGAAGCAGAACACGUCUGAGAAGCAAAUUGCUGCUUCUGUGCAAUGUGAUUCCUGUUGGAAUGUUUCAGAAGCUAUUUAAAUUACACUGAGUGUAGGAUCUCAAUCAACAAAGCCACAGAUGCAUCAGCAGAGGUUUGUGGGUUCAGCUCUGCCUGGCAGGAGUGUAAUGAAGAUGGGAACUUCCUCACUGCUUUGGGAAGCACAGUCAAAGCAGCCCCAUGCCUGUGUUCAACUGGGCUGCAUUCUCCCUCCAGAGCACCUCUUGCAUUACUUCAUGUGGUCCCUUUAAUUUCUGAUGUGAUUUAAGGGCUUUGAUUGCAAUAAAACUCGCUGGCAUUUA